AUGGGUACCGGAUCCAAUCCUGCUAGGAUCCCUCAGGCGUCGGGUGAAGAUGGAGAUGAAGGGCCAGAUCAGCCCCAACAGUGGUUCACCGGAGGUGAUCGGAGCGGUCUUGCAGUAGAAGCACCGGAUAGUGCCAGGCAACGCAGGGGUGCGGAUCGCAUUAUUAGGGAUAUCAUCAAGAAGGCAGGGGACACUGGCCCUAAUCAUAUCGAACCCAGCAUACCUCAGGAACCUGAUGCUGGGGGAUUCCAUGGCGGUGGGUAUACCCUCGGCUCGGACGAAGUAGAAAGCCACUUUGUUCCUGACUCAACGGGGAACCCGAACACCGAAUCUGAAGACGAAUUCGAAGCGCAGCGUGUCGUCAGAGAGCUCACCUUUUGGCAGGAAGGUUUCAGCGUAGACGAUGGGCCGCUGUACCGGUAUGACGACCCAGCGAAUGCGCAGAUGCUUGAAGAUAUCAAUGCUGGACAUGCACCGCCUCAGAUAUUGAAUGUUCGUAUCGGUCAGCCCGUCGCAGUUCGUGUCUCUCGCCGUACCGAUGAGCACUACACGCCACCCGCGCCGCGCCCUUUCGGUGGUUCCGGUCAUCGACUUGGUGCUCCCACCCCCCAGAUUGCUGGGGCCAGUGCACCAACUUCAGGUGGCAUUCUCAUGCCUGGCACCUUUCCUGGCACGUCUGUAGCACGUCCUCCAGCCAGCCCACCCGCGACCACCUCCAACCCUGCAGCUGCACCCCCAAGUUUUGAAGUGAACAUGGAUGAACCGAACACCAGCGUGCAGAUCAGGCUUGCUGAUGGCACAAGACUCGUCUGUCGCAUGAAUCAUACUCAUACAGUGGGAGACAUUCGCAGAUUCAUCAACGCGUCUCGCCCGGAGAAUGCAGCGCGUGCCUACAAUAUUCAGACGACUUUCCCUACUCGCGUCUUGGAGGAUGAAUCUCAGACUAUCAAAGACGCUGGUUUACUCAACAGUGUAGUCGUCCAGCGCUGGGUGGACUGA
Messenger RNA from Dacryopinax primogenitus, 999 nucleotides. RefSeq names its product SEP-domain-containing protein. NCBI's taxonomy places the organism in Eukaryota, Fungi, Basidiomycota, Dacrymycetes, Dacrymycetales, Dacrymycetaceae. The record is from RefSeq and is a predicted model, not a curated record. The coding region runs from base 1 to 999 and encodes 332 amino acids. Gene Ontology annotation, biological process: Golgi organization; proteasome-mediated ubiquitin-dependent protein catabolic process; membrane fusion. Gene Ontology annotation, cellular component: nucleus; cytosol. The transcript has 5 exons. Gene Ontology annotation, molecular function: ubiquitin binding.